AUGAGGGAGGUCGCCCAAGGCCUCCGCGCUCUCAGCAGUGCCAUCACAAGGAUAAGCAACAUUUCCGGUACGCCGGGCGUAUCUGUGGGAGUUUUGCACCAUGGCGAGGUGGUCCACACCGCAAACUUUGGGUAUCGAGACGUCGAAGCAAAACUGGCUCCUGAUGAAGACACCAUAUAUCACAUAGCUUCCUUGAGCAAGCUCAUCACAGCGGCAGGAAUCGGCAUUCUGGUCGACGACCAGAACCUCUCUUGGAAAUCACCCAUCUCGAGUAUUCUACCAGGCUUCAACCACAAGGAUCCUGUGAUUACCAAGGAGGCAAAUAGCAUCGAUCUUCUCGCACAUAUGGCUGGUGUGGCAAGCCAGAACCAAUUCAUAAUGCAAGAAUAUGGUCGUCUGUCCCUAUCUCAGCAGGAGACAUUGCCUAUUUUCUCUUCCUUGCCCCAGAUUGCGGAAUUCCGGUCAACCUGGAACUAUUGCAAUUGGCACUAUGGUGUUGCAGCAAUGGUCGUGGAGAGAAUCAGCGGCAUAUCUUGGGGUGAUUUCCUCAAAACUCGCAUCUUUGAUCCCCUUGGUCUAAAAAGGACGAUAACCAUACGAAACCCGAUGACACCAAACUCGCAAUUCGACAACGUUGCCCGAGGCUACAUAGCCCUUGAGGACGGAAGUCCACUCCUUACCGAACGUCCCUACGUUAGUAGUGGGACCUUGUUCUCAGGUGCGGCAGGGGUACAGAGCAGUGUCAACGACCUCCUUCGACUUUAUCAAACGCUACUCGCCUCCAACUCGGACCAAUCUAUAAAAAAUUCGCCCUUCAGACAACUUUCCACCCUUUUCUCUGCCCACAUACCUAUUCCAGGGUAUUCAGUCAAUAAAAAGGCAUAUUCAUUGGGCCUGGUGCGUACGGAACUUCCUGGGAGCCUCGGUGUCACAGGCCUGAACAGCAUGUCGGUGUCAGAGAUGCCUGUUGUUGGUCGGGGAGGCGGCCCCAAGAUUGUGUACCACCACAACGGCAGCCUGGCUGCAUUUCUGGCUUGCGUUAUUCUCAUUCCGGAGUCCCAAUCCGUGAUCGUUGUCCUUACAAAUUCGAUCGCCAAAAACGACUGUGCUGACUGGAUCGCCCAGAUGCUGUUGGAGGAACUGAUAGACUGCCCAGAGAAGAACGACUAUGAACAUAUAGCCCAGACAAGUGCCGAUGACAUGAUCUCCAAGUGGAAUAGUAUGCCCGUCCAGCUAGAGGAACAGCGGAUCCCAAACACUCUACACAGGUCGAUUGAGCAGUAUGCCGGAGGGUAUUUCAACUCGAUUGGAGACUAUUAUCUUGACAUUUUUGUUGAGGACGGCGAGCUCUUCAUGUGUAUGCAGGGCGACCGUACUCAGACGUACAAGCUCAACCACUACCACAACGACACCUUUUCCUGGCUUCUGACAUGGGACGAAAAUGCUCAUCGCGGCCGUUUCCGAGUCCCUUCUCCGGAAUACUACCUUCUGAGGUUUCAGGCACAAGACGAGAGCAUAUACGCCAUCAAGUGGAGCAUCGACCCGGACAUCCCGAACGGGCAGCUAUUUUCCAAGCAAGAUGAUGCUGGCCUAGAACAGAUUCGAUUCAAAAUCUAG
This is a messenger RNA of Letharia lupina, 1617 nucleotides long. RefSeq lists its product as uncharacterized. The record is from RefSeq and is a predicted model, not a curated record. Bases 1 to 1617 code for a protein of 538 amino acids. The transcript has a single exon. NCBI's taxonomy places the organism in Eukaryota, Fungi, Ascomycota, Lecanoromycetes, Lecanorales, Parmeliaceae.